Messenger RNA from Cladocopium goreaui, 3120 nucleotides. Lineage: Eukaryota; Dinophyceae; Suessiales; Symbiodiniaceae. The record is from the annotation of a GenBank genome assembly.
AUGUUGGCCUCUUUCCGUGGCCGUGGCCUCCGGGCACUGCGUGUGCUCCCACCAUGCACAAGGGGUGCCUUGCACUGGCGACAUGGUGGUGUACCUUCAGGCGUUGGGAUUUCAAACGUGGGAACACGUGGGCCCCAUGACCUUCUCACCGAAUUGAGCUCAAUCUUUGCCAAAGAGGGCGUGACCUGUCUGUCAAGCUUGUCUGCCACUUGGUUUGCGAAGGCCGACCAAAACGUGUCCAAAGGACUCGAUCCUGAAGAAUUCAGAGAGACAAUGGCCAGUGUAGGUCUGAAGUUGAGUGACUCUGAGAGUGAAACACUAUUUACACACUUCGACACAGACAAGUCUGGAAUUAUCACAUAUGGUGAAUUCGCCAAGGGAUUGCAAGGUGAAAUGCCCUCUUUCUCAGCUUCCUUGGCUUUCAUGCACCAGCACACUGGACACUAUCCUUCCAAUCAUCAGCAAAUCAAAGCAGCCAGGCCACGCUUUGAUGAGUCUGAAACAGAUGAGUGGCUUGAGUCACUUGAUGCAGUGGUCGCAACUUUGGGCCCAACUCGUGCACGUUUCUUGCUACAUGACUUGAUGGAAGAAGCAGCUCGCCUUGGUGUUCACAUUCCCCAACCAGUGAUUACCCCUAUGGUCAACACAAUCCCCACCUCUGGAGAGCCUGCCUAUCCUGGGGACCGUGCGAUGGAGGAGCGGCUUUCAAACAUCAUUCGGUGGAAUGCAGCAGUCAUGGUGAGCGAUGGAAACAGACGGGGUGGGGGCGUUGGUGGCCAUAUUGGCACCUUUGCAUCUAUUUGCGACGUCAUUGAGGUGGGCAUGAACCAUUUCUUCCGUGGCAAGGACUUUGGGAAUGGAAGGGGCGACAGUGUUUGGAUGCAGGGUCAUGCUGCUCCGGGCGCCUACUCCCGGGCAUUUGUGGAAGGCAGGAUCAGCAUAGAUCAGCUCAUGAACUUCCGCAGAGAAUCUGCUGGGAAGGGUGUUUCCAGUUAUCCCCAUCCACGGCUGAUGCCCACAUUCUGGGAGAAUCCCACGGUCUCGAUGGGUUUGGGCCCUCUGGGCGCAGUGUAUCAGGCGCGAUUCUUCCGCUACCUUCACCUCCGUGGCCUUGCUGACACAUCCAAAAGUCGAGUGUGGGCCUUUGUUGGCGAUGGUGAGAUGGACGAGCCCGAAUCCAUCACUGCCAUUUCAGUGGCAGGCAGAGAACGAUUGAACAACAUGAUCUUCAUCGUCAACUGCAACUACCAACGAUUGGAUGGACCUGUCCGAGGAAAUUCAAAGGUACUCCAAGAGUACGAAGGAACUUUCCGCGGUGCUGGCUUCGAUGUCAUCAAACUCAUUUGGGGUGGCAAGUUUAAUGAGCUCAUCGAGAACGACUAUGACGGAAAGUUGAUCGAGGCCUUGGAAGCAACGCCCGAUGGCGACUGCCAGCGACUGCACGCCAAGGCAGAUGGAGCCCUCAUUCGAAAGGAUAUCUUUGAAAAGCAUGGGCUCCUAGACCGCGUGGCACAUUGGAGUGAUGAUGAGCUGUUGGAGGCAUUCCAGACUCCUGGUGGUCAUGAUCACAAGAAGAUCUACGCAGCCUUCUCCCAGGCUGAAAAGAAUUCUGACAUGGGAGGCCGUCCAUCAGUCAUUUUGGUGAAGACCCUGAAGGCCAGCGAAGAAGGGUACAGCUUGCAGACCUUCCUGGGUAGAAACACGGUGCACCAGAAGAAGACAAUGAGUGUGAUGCGAUGGGAAUUCCGCUCACAGAUGAGCAACUCAAAGCGGCAGAUGUUGGCCCAAAAUUUCUUUGCGCUCAAGGAGGAUUCGCCAGAGGUGAAGUAUCUCAAAGACAGGCGGCACGAUUUAGGUGGCUUCCUUCCGAAACGCGAACCAGCAAAGGUCUCUGCUCUGGUGGAGCUGCCAUCGCACGAGACGGCCUAUUCAAUGUUUGAUGAAGGUAGCAAAGGAAGGGAGAUCAGCACAACCAUGUGCUUUGCUCAAGUCCUCCGCAAGAUGAUGCAGGCGGGGGAGUUUGGCCAGCGAGUGACGCUUAUGGUCACUGACGAGUCCAGAACCUUCGGUAUCGAUGCAUUCUUCCCGAUCUUCAAAAUUCAUGCGCCAUUUGGGCAAAACUACACUCCAGUAGAUGCAGAUCAGGUGAUGAAAUAUGCGGAAGCUCCAAACGGACAAAUAUUGCAAGAAGGAAUCAGUGAAGGCGGAGCCAUUAUGACUUGGAUCGCUUCAGCAACAUCCUAUUCCUCUCAGCACGCGCCCACUUUGCCCUUCCUCAUCUACUACUCCAUGUUUGGCUUUCAGCGAGUUGGUGACAGUAUUUGGCAAGCCGCUGAUGCUCGAGCACGAGGCUUUCUCAUUGGCGCAACCUAUGGACGCACUACUUUGAAUGGAGAAGGAUUGCAGCAUCAGGAUGGGCACUCUUUGCUCAUUGCCUUGACUUGCCCUGCUGUGAAGGGAUACGAUCCUGCGUUUGGGUAUGAGAUGGCCCUGAUCAUUGAAAAUGGAGUCAAAGAAAUGUGGGGGGAGGACAAAGAUGUCAUCUACUAUGUCACCGCGUAUAAUGAGAAUAUGGCGAUGCCGGAGAAACCAGAGGGAGCCGAUGAGGGCAUUGUCAAAGGCUUGUACAAGUUCUCGGACGCAAAGCCUGCGGAACACAAGGUUCGGCUGAUCGGAUCUGGAGCGAUCAUGAAGCAGGCCAUGGACGCCAUAGACAUCCUAGCUGAAUAUGGUGUCGGUGUGGAGCUUUGGAGUGCCACAAGCUAUGGCGAACUUCAACGUGACGCUGUUGCAAGCCAACGAGAUGGCCGUCUUGGUGCUGAGGCAAAGCCUUCCUGGGUUGAGCAAUGCCUCAGCGAAGAUGUUGUCACUGUCGCCGUUUCGGACAACAUGACGGCAUACCCAAUGUUGAUUGCCCCGUAUGUGACGGGCGAAUAUAUCGUGUUGGGCGCUGAUGGAUUUGGACGCUCUGACACACGGGAAGCCUUGCGACGAUUUUUCGAGGUGGACCAGGAGCACGUGGCUGUUGCUGCCCUCUAUGGCCUUGCCAAGCAAGGGAAAAUUUCCGUGGAGGUGGCCAAUCAAGCGUGCCUCAGUCAAGAGAAUCACCAUGAAACUUAG